This is a messenger RNA of Cucurbita moschata (crookneck pumpkin), 2061 nucleotides long. RefSeq names its product protein trichome birefringence-like 14. Bases 180 to 1814 code for a protein of 544 amino acids. Lineage: Eukaryota; Viridiplantae; Streptophyta; Magnoliopsida; Cucurbitales; Cucurbitaceae. The record is from RefSeq and is a predicted model, not a curated record. The transcript is spliced from 7 exons. Gene Ontology annotation, cellular component: Golgi apparatus. Gene Ontology annotation, biological process: plant-type secondary cell wall biogenesis; xyloglucan metabolic process; xylan biosynthetic process. Gene Ontology annotation, molecular function: acetyltransferase activity.
CCUCCCCCACUCUGAGUUCAUUAACUAUUUAAUUUUAAUUCUGUCUCUGUUGUUCCUUUUCUCCUCACCCUUCGAUUUCGCGCAUUCCAGCAGCAACUACUGAGAAAUCUCUUCCUUUUUAACUGCAUUUGUUUUCUGCAGAUCCUCUCGACUGCGGCCUUCAUAUCUCACCUCUAAGGAUGAAGAAGGGUUUUUAUGGAUUGAGGGGUAAAGAGCUAUCUCUCGUAACCAUUGCCUUGAUGUGCGUGGUUAUUAUUAUGUUGACAUGGGAGAAAACUCCACUUCUUAAUACCUUUCCUGCAUCUCAGACUCCGUUGCAGCUAUCUCAAGAUAGUCUGGCAGGUAGACUAGUUAGUAUUUCUCCUUUGGAUCGUGAAUAUGUACCUGCUUCUGAAGAUAAAAGUACUGUAAAUAACCUAGAUGCUCAUAGGGCUUCUUCUUUCAGCUAUUCAAAUGAUGAGGACACGAUAUCUUCUCAGAAUAAAGGAAACCUUAUAGGUUCCAGAGAAGCUACACACCAACAAAUACCAGAACUAAGAGAUGAUGGAAGCUCGGAAAGUCAAAAAGAAAUUAUAGAAGACGACACAAUAGAUGACCAAAUUGUGGAUGAAAAAGAUAAAAUUGUUCCUAUACAGAAAGAGGUUUUAAAACCGAAACCAGAAAAAGCUGACGGAAAAAUAAAGCUGGUAGUAGAAGAAAAUUAUUCAAGACAAGGAGAAGAAAGUGUUGUCUCAAUGUCACCGAUUGUCUACAAUGUCAGCACAAUAGAUAACAAGUUGGAAAGGAAUCAAGCCUGCAAUUAUGCAAAAGGAAAAUGGAUUGUAGAUGAGGAGGAGCCUACGUAUUCUGGAUUUCGCUGCAAGCAAUGGCUCUCUGGCAUGUGGGCGUGUCGUUUGACCCAACGUACAGAUUUUUCCUAUGAAAAGCUUAGAUGGCAGCCUAACAAUUGUGAAAUGGAAAGAUUCAAAGGUUCUGAGUUCUUGAAAAGGAUGCAAGACAAAACCCUAGCUUUUGUUGGAGACUCUUUGGGCCGCCAGCAAUUCCAGUCUCUGAUGUGUAUGGUCACUGGUGGUGAGCAGCAGUAUUUUGAAGAUGUGGGUCAAGAAUACGGCUUGGCCUUGGCUCCUGGUAAUACACGCCCUAAUGGAUGGGCAUAUCGAUUCCCAAGCACCAAUACUACAAUACUCUAUUACUGGUCAGCUAGCCUCUGCAAUGUGGAGCCCUUGGAUGAAAAAGAUCAAAACACCGAUUAUGCCAUGCAUCUUGAUCGACCACCUGCAUUCUUACAGCAGUAUAUUAGUAAAUUUGAUGUGUUGGUUCUAAACACAGGCCACCAUUGGAAUCGUGGAAAGCUCAAGGCUAACCGCUGGGUGAUGCAUGUGAACGGUAAGCCAAACAUCGACAAGAAACUUGCACCGAUUUGGAGUGCCAAGAAUCUCACCAUCUACAGUAUCGUCAACUGGGUGAACUCGCAGCUUCCCAAGUAUCCAGGCUUGAAAGCCUUCUAUCGAACAAUUUCACCAAGGCACUUUGUGGGUGGAGAUUGGAAUACAGGAGGAAGUUGUGACAACACGAGACCUAUGUCAAUAGGCAAGGAAGUAGUGCAAGAAGAAUCAAGUGAUGAGAGUGCUGCAGGUGCAGUGAAGGGGACGGGGGUUAAGCUUUUGGACAUAACAGCCCUCUCACAGCUAAGGGAUGAGGCUCAUAUAUCUAGAUACAGCAUAACAGCCAAAGCCGGGGUUCAAGAUUGCCUCCACUGGUGUCUACCGGGCGUUCCUGAUACAUGGAAUGAAAUUUUGUUUGCGCAAAUUUAGUCACAUGGUUACAGGAUGCGAGCAACAUCAUGAGAAACUGCCAGUGCCUGGUCCGUGAUUACCUACGGUAAUUUAAUUAAUUAACCAUGGAGUUCGCCUAGUUGAUAGUACUGGUGGAAAGCUCGCAUUUUUUACUCGCAUUUUUUACACUGUAUAGACCACAUGAAUUCCUAUGUUGCAAGUAAUUAUGUUUAGACAUAUGAUAAUGAUCGAGAAUGGAUAAAAGGGUUUCAGACGGUUUCAUUUC